AUGGUCUCAGGCGCUGCUGCUCCGGGUAUAUAUGGUGCAGCUCUCAUCAGGCGUCAGAACCUGAUGGACGCAAGUGGUCCUGGCGCCCUGGUGAAGAAUUUCAGAGUUUUCAGUAUCGCCAUGUUCGCAUGUGUAGGCGGACUUCUCUAUGGUAGAUAUUCCAUUUCACCGGAAGGAGCAAAGCUAAGCAUGAAUAGGUUACAACCAAGGAGUCUUCUCAGGGGUUCUAACUAUGCAAUCUUUUAAAGACCAUAUGGGAAAUUAUGAUACUGAUUUACCAGAAGACCAAGCUCGAAAAGGUUGGCUUACCUCGAUUCUCGAACUCGGUGCUUGGUUAGGAUGUUUACUUUCUGGGUUCAUGGCUGAGGUAUUCUCGAGAAAACGUGGUAUCUUGUUCGCAACAGGAGUGUUCAUGCUGGGAGUUGUCAUUCAAACUACAGCAAUCAGUGGAAAGCACAAUUCGAUUCUUGCCGGUCGCUUCAUCACGUAAGCUAUUGAAAGUAGAGUAGUUAUGAGAGCAAUUGCUAAUAUACGACAGCGGAAUGGGUGUUGGGUCUCUUUCCAUGAUUGUACCAAUGUACAACGCCGAAGUCGCACCUCCCGAAGUCCGUGGCUCUUUGAUCGCUCUUCAACAGCUUGCCAUUUGUUUCGGUAUUAUGAUUUCGUUCUGGAUUGACUAUGGAACCAACUACAUUGGAGGAACGGGGGAAACACAAGCUGAAGCCGCAUGGCUCGUUCCAAUCUGUCUGCAGCUUUUCCCAGCGGCAGUUUUAUUUGGCGGUAUUCUAUUCAUGCCAUUCUCACCUCGUUGGCUCGUUCAUCAUGAUCGUGAAGCCGAAGCGAGAAAGGUUCUAGCUCAUCUGCGCGACCUACCCCAAGACCAUGAGCUCGUGGAGCUCGAAUUCCUUGAGAUCAAAGCGCAAUCGAUGUUCGAGAAGCGUACUGUGGCAGAGCAUUUCCCACACCUUUCCAACCCGACAGCCUGGAAUGUCUUCAAAUUGCAAUUCGUUGCUAUCGGAUCUCUAUUUAAAACCAAAGCUAUGUUCAAACGUGUCAUUGUCGCUACGGUUACUAUGGUGAGUGUUUCCUGACGUCUAAUUUCUCUUUCGGACCUUUUCCUCCCAGGUACGGGAAUGACUGAGACACUAUCUUUUUAUCCGACAGUAGUUACAACCCCAAACAUUUAUUGAAAGAAGAUACUGACUCUUCUGUCUUCAACAGUUUUUUCAACAAUGGACGGGUAUCAAUGCUGUUCUAUACUAUGCACCAACUAUCUUCAAAUCUCUUGGCAUGGGUUCCAAUACCACCUCUCUACUCGCUACCGGCGUUGUGGGAAUCGUCAUGUUUAUCGCAACCAUCCCGUCAGUUCUCUACAUCGACAAGCUAGGAAGAAAACCAAUCUUGACGAUUGGCGCAAUCGGAAUGGCUUCCUGUCACAUUGUAAUUGCCGGCAUUGUUGCAAAAUACAGAGAUAGCUGGGAAACCAACCAAGCAGCUGGAUGGGGAGCCGUAGCUAUGGUCUGGCUGUUUGUCGUCCAUUUCGGAUAUAGUUGGGGACCUUGUGCAUGGAUUAUCGUUGCCGAGAUCUGGCCACUAUCAAAUCGCCCUUAUGGAAUUGCUUUGGGUGCGAGUUCGAAUUGGAUGAACAACUUUAUUGUUGGACAGGUGAGACUUCCACGCUCUCGACUUUGCACCAUGCUAACAACUCAUAGGUGACACCGGAUAUGAUCUCCGGUAUCUCAUACGGUACAUACCUCGUCUUUGGAAUUCUGACUUUCGGGGGAGCUGGUUUUGUUUGGUGGUUCGUUCCAGAAACGAAACGUCUUACGCUCGAAGAGAUGGAUAUUAUCUUUGGUUCUGAGGGGACUGCUCAGGCGGACUUUGAGAGGAUGGAUGAAAUCAAUAAAGAGAUUGGGUUGGAUAGAAUCUCGCAUAGGGCGGAGAUGAAGGAUGAGAAACACAGUGGAGUUCACGACGAGAAGAUUGUCAAGGAGGAAUGA
Messenger RNA from Hymenoscyphus albidus, 2000 nucleotides. The record is from the annotation of a GenBank genome assembly. NCBI's taxonomy places the organism in Eukaryota, Fungi, Ascomycota, Leotiomycetes, Helotiales, Helotiaceae.